AAAAAGCCGCUCCCAGCAACACGACACGUUUACGUGUCUCACUUCGUGAAGAUGUCUGUGCUACCAAUGUGUCUCUUGACCACGUUUUUAUCUCUCUUGGGCACUUUUGUCACGUCAGCAGCAGCAGAAGACCUUGGGGUCCUUUCCUUAAAAGACGGUACUAGUGAUUUACGCUCAAAGGUGGAUGUCAUUAGAGCCAAGACUUCAGAACUGAACGAGCUCCUGUCGUCUGUGCAAACUAGUCUUGAAACCUGCCUUGAUGAAACGACAACAGAUGUCCAGUGUGCAUCUGGCUUUGAGAAGUUCCAACGCUCGUGCUACAAGUUUGUGAGAGAGGAGAAGACGUGGCAGCAGGCACAAAAUGACUGUCGUGCCAUGGGGGCGAACCUGGUGUCCAUUAAGUCUUGGGAAGAACAGAAGUUUAUCCUGGACCACAUAACCGCACAUAAAGACCUGUUCCCGAGUGCUAUCGGAUUUCACGCUGGAGCAACAGACGCGGCAAUGGAAGGGAUUUGGCAAUGGAUUUCUGACGGAUCUUUGGUCCAAG
Lingula anatina is the source of this 547-nucleotide messenger RNA. RefSeq names its product perlucin-like protein. NCBI's taxonomy places the organism in Eukaryota, Metazoa, Brachiopoda, Lingulata, Lingulida, Lingulidae. The record is from RefSeq and is a predicted model, not a curated record.